GAGACGAGAGAAGUAGCUGAAACACUCGGUUUGCGGACAAACAGUUGUUUUCAGUGUUGCUCACACCGUGCUACCAUGUCACAAUGUUUAGCCUCUCUUUGACGGUGAAAAGGCGUAUUCAGGAUGGCGGUUUCCGCGGCACGGUCGUUUUCAGGACGGCGACACUGAAAACUUAACGUCAGGUAGCGAAGUUUGAGUGAAUAGCUGGAGUGUUUUCCCGGACUUUCCCUGUUGUCGCUAUAGAAACUAACAGCGCCAUGGCAUACACCGCUUCAAUUACGAUGUGGACAUUUGCUUUUAGCUUAUACAUCGGCGUGUCCAAGUGUUACUUCUCUGUACCAUUAAAGAUAUACACAGGCAAGUACAAUUUAUCCUCGGACGUGGGUUUGACUCCUGUCCAGCGAGUCGUGUUGACGUCUGAUGGAAACGGCCUCUCUCUGGCCUCUGACCCAACCGGAACCGUCAACUUUCUGGACAUGGUUAAUAACUUGGAGGGGGACUCUGGACGAGGCUACUACAUAGAAAUGUCAAUCGGUACUCCUGGUCAAAAGCUGAACAUCCUGGUGGAUACAGGCAGCAGUAACUUUGCCGUGGCUGCAGCGGCACACCCAUUCAUUACUCACUACUUCAACACUGCACUCUCCAGCACCUACCAGUCAGCUGGCCGGACUGUGGCUGUCCGGUACACCCAAGGCAACUGGGAAGGUGAGCUGGGCAUUGACCGUGUCUCCUUCCCCAAAGGCCCAAAUGGGACCAUUAUCAUCAACAUAGCUGCCAUCCUGUCAUCUGACGGCUUCUUCCUUCCUGGGGUCAACUGGCAGGGCAUCCUGGGACUGGCGUAUCCCAUGCUGGCACGGCCCGACUCGUCCGUGGAGCCCUUCUUCAACUCGUUGGUGCAACAGCUGGGAAUUCCUGACAUCUUUUCCCUCCAGAUGUGUGGUGCUGGACUGUCAGCCAGCAGCGCAGCAGACCCAGUGGGAGGCAGUCUUAUCAUGGGAGGGGCUGAACCAACUCUGUAUCAGGGGUCAGUGUGGUACACGCCUAUAGUAGAGGAGUGGUACUACCAAGUGGAGGUUUUGAAGCUGGAAGUUGGUGACCAGAAUCUGGACCUGGACUGCAGAGAGUAUAACAUGGAUAAAGCUAUAGUUGACAGUGGGACGACACUGCUGCGUCUUCCUGUCAACGUCUUCAAUGCGGUGGUAGAAGCCAUCACACGCAGCUCUCUGAUUCAGGAUUUUUCUUCGGGGUUCUGGGAUGGAACCAAGCUUGCAUGCUGGAUGAAAGGAGAGACCCCCUGGAGGUUUUUCCCCAAGCUGUCCAUCUACCUAAGGGCCACAAACACCAGCCAGUCCUUCCGCAUCACCAUCCUGCCUCAGCUGUACAUCCAGCCAAUCACAGAUGUCGACGGCACAUUGGACUGCUUCCGUUUCGGAGUGUCUUCGUCAGCUAAUGGCUUGGUGAUCGGCGCUACCGUUAUGGAAGGCUUCUACGUGGUGUUUGACCGCGCCCAGCGGAGACUGGGGUUCGCACUCAGCAGUUGUGCAGUGAGCGGCGGGGUGGCUCUGUCAGAGAUCGCAGGGCCCUUCUCAGCAGCGGACGUGGCGACCAACUGCUCCGGCGGGGUACUGAAGGAGCCUCUCCUGUGGGUGAUCUCCUACGCCCUGAUGGCUGUCUGCGCCUUGGUCCUCAUCAUCCUGUUGCUCCUGCUCGUCCUGCCUUGCAGACGCAGAGACCGCUCCGGUGAGAUAACCGACGAAUCCUCGCUGGUCCGCCACCGCAUCAAGUGACUGAGAGGAAAUGGACGGGCGGACAGGGUGAGCGGGCAGGGGGACAGCGGGCGGAGGCCAUCCACAGCGGUGGAGAAAGGGGUGAGGCCCAGCUCGCCCCGGACAGUGACACUCGGCUCUGAAUGUCUGACUGACUCUAGACUGCACUCAGCAGGUUGCCCCAUGGACGUAGACACAGACAGAUCAACUGCCUCUUGAAGGGAAAAUCCACCCUAAAAACACUUCUUCAAACAUCCGUCGGUGAUGUAUUUAUGGGUCCAAUGUCGAGUUUGAUGGUGUGUCUGUCUUACGUAUUCUCUUGCCUCUUGUUCUCUGGGCUGUCAAAAGAUAUUCUGGGAAAUGUAGGAUGUCACCGUCGCAAACAGAAGAGUGAACCAAAGUAUGAAACACAUCACAAAGUAGCUCCUGACAUGCAAGCAACGAUGUUUAACACUAUGAACAUGGCAAAGGGUUGAAAUUCUUCCUUACGGACAGUCACAGGGCAGCGUGUGGCGAGGACAUUGAACUGCACACGCUCAACAACCAUUGAUUCAUUCUUGAGCAAUUUAGAAGUUACUGAUUUCAUUCCAGGCACACUGUGUGUUAUUGAUUUCUAAGGGCAUACGGCGUCCUAAAAAUGUGCCUUUACAGUUUAUAAUCUGCUUCCAACAGAUGUUUUGUAAAGAUCUAAUUUAACUGCAAUCGGUGAAGGAAUAUUUCUAGGGCCUUCUCAUAUUUUGAAGUUGACCUCCAGUCUGUGGACUGAAAUAUAUGCCUGAGUGUUGAAGUUAAGGGGACAAGCUGCUCAAAAUAUCACUGUUAAUAGGAAGAAUAUUGCUAGAGGUUACACAUAUGUUUACAGUGCCUGUAGUGCCUUUAAGUCUCAGCUCACUGCGAAUACAAAUUCAUGUACAGUAUCAGCAGUUUGAGGCUUACUCUGCUCAAUUGCACUUUGUUUCAGUAAAUCACAAGUGUAAUAUAAAGCUAAAGAUCAAUAUUUCUCAAUCCGUUGUAUUCAUGUAGUUUUACUAAUUUUGUAUAUGUACAACUUUAUACCUAAAUCUCUUGUAGUAUUAUUCCAGAUCUUUGCUUUUUAGACACUAGAUGAAUGGUACAUGUGUACACUGCAUCUUUUAUACAAACGCUAAAUUAGAAGCCAAAGGAUUUUUGAAACUGACGCACUGGAAACACAUGCAUUCAUUUAUCUUUCUAGCAAAGCUGACUGACCUGUUAGCAAUAAAGAGACAGCCUCUUUUCACUAUUGACAGCAUCAUAUGUAAAGUAUUGUGUGAUUUGACUCAAGUUGCACCUACGUGGCACCGUCUGCCACGUUUUCAAAUCGUCAAAUUGAAGGUAUGCUCCAGCGUUUGAAUGUUCACGUAUUUAUAAGUGUAUUUUUCUGUGCCAAAAUUGUACUUGUGCUAUAAACGAAAGAACUUGUGACCAAAUCAAAAGUGUAAAUUAUUUUAAAUGAAUAAAUAUUUCUUUUUGUGAAAGGUU
Molecule: messenger RNA, 3266 nt
Organism: Chelmon rostratus (copperband butterflyfish)
Lineage: Eukaryota; Metazoa; Chordata; Actinopteri; Chaetodontiformes; Chaetodontidae
Gene: bace2
Product: beta-secretase 2
Exons: 9
Coding region: 258-1787 (509 amino acids)
Biological process (GO): membrane protein ectodomain proteolysis; amyloid-beta metabolic process
Cellular component (GO): membrane; endosome; trans-Golgi network
Molecular function (GO): aspartic-type endopeptidase activity
Source: RefSeq, a predicted model, not a curated record